Chara braunii is the source of this 1775-nucleotide messenger RNA. NCBI's taxonomy places the organism in Eukaryota, Viridiplantae, Streptophyta, Charophyceae, Charales, Characeae. The record is from the annotation of a GenBank genome assembly.
GCACCAGUCCUCUYCGAUCGAAAGAAGGACGGCGCCCUCCGCCUCUGUCUCGAUUACCGCGGCCUCAACCAGUAUACGGUCAGAAACASUUAUCCCAUGCCCCGCGCAGAUGACCUGUUCGACCGCCUCGCUGGCCACCACUUUUUCACGAAGAUUGAUCUUCGCAGCGGAUACCACCAGAUCCGCGUGGCCAAGGAGGACCAGCACAAGACCGCGUUUCGCUCUCGAUUUGGACACUACGAGUUCACUGUCAUGCCGUUCGGCCUAUCACCAGAUCCGCGUGGCCAAGGAGGACCAGCACAAGACCGCGUUUCGCUCUCGAUUUGGACACUACGAGUUCACUGUCAUGCCGUUCGGCCUCCGUAACGGUCCUGCCACCUUCCAAAUGGCUAUGAACACGAUGUUCCAGGACCUUCUCGAGGACUUUGUUCUAGUUUACAUUGAUGAUAUCCUGAUCUACAAUCGUACCUUGGAGCAUAUGACCCACCUCCGCACUGUCCUCCAGCGAUUACGCGACCACGGAUUAUAUGCGAAGCUCUCCAAAUGCACCUUCGCUCAAUCCAAGGUCGACUUUCUAGGACAUCAGGUCUCCGAGCAUGGACUCCACAUGGACGACUCGAAGAUCCACGCUAUCGUCGAUUGGCCUACACCUACUUCUCUUCCUGCGCUACGUAGUUUCUUGGGGUUGACCAACUACUAUGGUCAUUUUCUUAAAAACUACGCGCAGUACUCUUCACAGCUGACUCCUCUGACCCGCGGACGUCUACCCUUCCAUUGGACCCCGGUUCAUGAGGAUGCCUUUCGCUCUCUGAAGCGACUUGUCACGUCAGCCCCUAUCCUACACCUACCCGACUACUCCCGCCCAUUCAUCGUCACCACCGACGCGUCCGACUUUGCCAUAGGAGUUGUCCUCUCCCAGAUUUACCCAGCCCCUUCUACUUCUCCCGACCCCACAGAGUCUCGUCUCCCUCGCAUUCCUCGCUUUCCCCCCCCACCCCCAGCGACUGCGGCUCGACUUGCACCUAUCGAGCCCACCCCCUCAGGGGUUCCACCUCCCUACACCCCUGACGUCGCUGAUGACGACACAGUCGAGUCUCGCGAUGGAGAGUGCCCGAUUGCUUAUCUAUCUCGACAGCUACUUCCUGCUGAGCGUAACUACACUGCUGAGGAGCGUGAGGUCCUGGUUUACGCUGUUAAGAAGUGGCGUCAUCACUUACACGGUCACACAUUCACCGUCCUGACGGACAACUCUGUCCUCGCCGCUUUCCAGACGAAGCCGAAGCUUACCCCUCGCCAAGCUCGUUGGUGGCGUGAUCUCACAGAGUUCGACUUUACCAUCAAGAAGAUUACUGGGGAAAGCAAUCGCGUAGCUGAUGCCUUAUCUCGCCGCCCCGAUCUUCAGUGCGAUGAUCGCCAGCUCUCUGCCAUUUCAUUCCCCGUCAUCCACCCCGCUUUCCUAGAUGAGUAUCAGUCGGCAUACCCCCAGUGCUCCGAGUUUCAGCCCAUCUACGCUGACUUACAGGCCGGCAAGACUGUCCCUAACUUCCAGCUCGACCCCUCUGGACUCCUAUAUUGGCUUGGUCGCCAAGGUAACCGUACUCCCCGCUUAUGUGUCCCAUCUCUCGGCCAGCUCCGUGUUCGAGCUGUCGCUGAGUGUCACGAUCAGCGUGCUGCCAGUCAUCUCGGUAUCCUCAAGACCCUUGACCGACUCUACCGCCAUUACUACUAGGAGCACCGCCGUCCUUUCACGACAGAGUACGUUCGCACCUGCAGGA